Molecule: messenger RNA, 1167 nt
Organism: Phragmites australis (common reed)
Lineage: Eukaryota; Viridiplantae; Streptophyta; Magnoliopsida; Poales; Poaceae
Exons: 1
Coding region: 212-871 (219 amino acids)
Source: RefSeq, a predicted model, not a curated record
AUGCCUCCGCGUUGUGUGACCAACCAACUCUAUUACGAAGAUGGUAAAGCUAAGCUCUUCCUUAAUGCCCAAGCGGAUGCCCCUUCACUCUGACAACACUUUUGUGAUAUGGUACCAGCAAACACAGCGAGGGUAAGGGCUGUGGGACUCGUCAUUGCAGCCUUUUCCCAGGUCACCCAGCAGCACAGCUCACUCCAGCCGAAAGCACGCCAUGGCGGAGGAGAAGAAGAAGAAGCACAUGCACAAGCAGAAGGAGAAGGAGAAGCAGCCAGGCGGCACGGAGCAGGCGCUCUUCAAGCCGUGCGCCGACGUGAAGGGCAUCCGGUUCGGAGGCCAGUUCAUCGUCAAGUCGUUCACGGUGCGGCGAGCGUCGCCGCUGGAGCUGCUUCGACUGCUCGACAUCCCGCCGUCGUACCUGAGCGAGUGCCAGAGCCUGCCGUUCCCGUCCACGACCACCUACAUGCCCACCAGCUUCACCAUCCUGGCGCACCAGGCGUGGCACACGCUGACGCUCGGCCUGGGCACCAAGAAGUCCAAGGUGGUGCUGUUCGUGUUCGAGUCCGAGAGCAUGAAGGCGGCCGUGGACCAGCUCUGGCCGGCCAUGAUCCCGCUCGGGGACGUCAACAAGAAGCUCAUCCGCGGGCUCACGGGAAGCGAGAUGGCGCGGUUUAAGUUUAGGAAGGGCUGCCUAACCAUCUACGUCUACGCCGUGCGCCGGCUGGGCGCCGCCGGGUUCAUGUGCGCCGACGACCUCAGGAGGAUACUGCAGGCGGUGGUGGAGCUCAAGGAUUUCUUGGAUCACACCACCAUGCUCGCCAUGCCGAGCCAGAAGAGCAUCACUCUGCAGUCCCGGGUCGCCGUGGCUCACUGAGAUCAGUGCAUUUCUGUUGAGGCUACAAGAAACCUGAUCACUUCAGCAGUGCAGAACAGGUAUGCCCGGCUUGCAAUUUGCAGGGGCCCUAAUUCUUUUUCGGUUCGAUUCGUUUGUUCAGUGUCGGUGCAAGUGUUCAUCUCCUCUGCUGGGAGAUGUAUAGAUCUGCUGAGCAAAGUGUUUCAGCAAAUUAAGCAUAGGCUUUUCCAAAGGCAAUUUUCUUUCCAUGGGUCUCACAUUUUGAUAUACUCCUGUCCCUGAAAUAAUCCAUCAAUGAAGCCAUCUGUGCUAUGACA